This is a messenger RNA of Paramecium tetraurelia, 438 nucleotides long. RefSeq lists its product as uncharacterized. Gene Ontology annotation, biological process: negative regulation of transcription by RNA polymerase II; chromatin organization. Gene Ontology annotation, molecular function: chromatin binding. Gene Ontology annotation, cellular component: pericentric heterochromatin. The transcript has a single exon. The record is from RefSeq and is a predicted model, not a curated record. NCBI's taxonomy places the organism in Eukaryota, Ciliophora, Oligohymenophorea, Peniculida, Parameciidae.
AUGUCAGGUUCUCCUGUGUCAGUCUCCUCAUAAGAAGAAUAUAUGGUCGAGGCCAUUACUAAUAAACGAGUUAAGAAUGGAAGAACCGAAUAUGAAGUAAAAUGGUAGGGAUAUUCCGAUAAUGAAAAAACUUGGGAACCUAUUGAAAAUCUACAAUCUGUUAUGACCUAUGUGCUUGAUUUCGAAUAAUCUUUGAAAUAAAAAUAGCCUCAAGAAGUUGGAGAGGGAAAUUAUGAUGAUGGUGAUUCUGCAGACGAAAUUUUGUAAAUUAGAAAGGAUAAUGAUGGACAAAACCUCCUAUUUUAAGUCUCCUGGAAACAAAAGAACAACCGUGCACCAAAAGUAUCAUGGAUUAAUCAAAAUACACUGAAAACGCACAAUCCAGAAAUUUUGAUUGAUUAUCUCUUGAAGAAAAUCAAAUGGCCAAAUAAUAAAUGA